Leptidea sinapis is the source of this 3592-nucleotide messenger RNA. RefSeq names its product visual system homeobox 2-like. Gene Ontology annotation, molecular function: DNA-binding transcription factor activity, RNA polymerase II-specific; sequence-specific double-stranded DNA binding. Gene Ontology annotation, biological process: regulation of transcription by RNA polymerase II. Gene Ontology annotation, cellular component: nucleus. The record is from RefSeq and is a predicted model, not a curated record. Lineage: Eukaryota; Metazoa; Arthropoda; Insecta; Lepidoptera; Pieridae. The transcript has 9 exons. Bases 188 to 1360 code for a protein of 390 amino acids.
UGGUCGCGGCGGGCGCUCGUUUCUCUGCUCGGCUGACACUCGCGAGUCCAUAUUUCGUCUGCCAUCACAGCCGACAGCGCGCGAAGUGUUGUCCCAGCCCUUGCAAGUGGUAGUCGUUGAACCCGGCGCCCUGUGUCGUUUCUGCUCGUAGCUGUAGAAUGUGAGGUGGUCUGAACGGCCAGGGACCAUGCAGGCCAUGAGCGCCAACCCCGGUGCGCCGCGGGCCCCGCAACGCUCUCCAUUCGCCAUCCAGGAGCUGCUGGGGCUAUCGGAUCGAGACGGACGGGACGCUCGCGAGCGCUACUUCGAGAGCCGAGAUGCGGAGCGCGUGCUCAACCUGUCCGAAGGUCGUGACCGCGGCUUCGGGCCUCAGUUCCCCCUGCCAGUGUCGGUGGCCUCCCGGGUGGCCUACGCGGCUGCCUUCAACGCGCAGGCUGCUGUCGCCGCAGCCUUCCUCCCCGGGCCGCCGCUGUUACACCCACCGCACGGCUUCCCGCAAAUCAAGUCGCCCUACAGCCCGACAGCGCAGAAUCAUCUCUCCGCGGUCCGACAACUGUACUCAGGUGUAUCAUCUCUGGAGGCCGCGAAAGACUUCACCGUCGACGGACUCACAGGAUUCAAUGGGAAGAAGAAGAAGAAAAAAAGGAGACACAGCCGGACGAUCUUCACGUCCUACCAGCUGGAUGAACUGGAGAAGGCUUUCAAGGACGCGCACUAUCCGGACGUGUACGCCCGAGAGAUGCUGUCCCUCAAAACAGACCUCCCGGAAGACAGGAUACAGGUGUGGUUCCAGAACCGGCGCGCUAAGUGGCGCAAGACGGAGAAGUGCUGGGGCCGCUCCACCAUCAUGGCGGAGUACGGCCUGUACGGCGCCAUGGUGCGACACUCCCUGCCGCUGCCGGAGACCAUCCUCAAGAGCGCCAAAGACAACGACAAUGUCGCCCCCUGGCUACUCGGCAUGCACCGCAAGUCUCUGGAAGCCGCCCAGCACCUAAAGGAGUCAGGGUCUGAGCGCGAGGGCUCGGAGGCCGAGCAGGACAGAGCCACAUCGGCGUCACCGCACCGGCUCGAGGUGCAUGAGACCCAGGCACAGAGCUCCCCUGGGAGCAGCACGACGGCGUCUUCAUCAGCGAAGGGGCGUGCGUCGCCUGAAGGGAGGGAGAUGUACGAGGAUCCCGAGGCGUUCCGCAACAACAGCAUCGCGUGCCUGCGAGCCAAGGCUCAGGAGCACCAGGCACGGCUGCUCUCAAACAACCUACUGCUGCAGGUCCGCGGCCUCCAGCGAUCGAGCGGCGCCAGCAUCGACGAGGACGGGCCCACUGACAUCGACGUGGGCACUGAGCAGCCUCCUCUCUACUGACCCCCUACCUAUCUCGCCCCCCCACACCCCCACUACAGCGCACAGAAUGCGCAGCCGAAUGUCACGCUGACGUAAUCAGUGGUGCACACGUGACACGACUGACAGUGACGACCAGGGGCGAAGUACCUAAAGUGAUCAGACUUAAAAGUGUAAUUAUGUACAUUGUAGAUUUAAUCGUAUUUAAAUUUUUUCCAGUUUUACGUGCAAUACAUUUAGUUAAGUAUUUAUAUGUUAGCAUCGUGUUAGCUUUGUAUAAAGUUGAGGCACUGGGGCGUUCUUGGCAAAUAAAUCUGUAACUAACCUAAUUUACUUGCCAAGUACUUCUCUAUGAGCCAAAUAGAUGUAAUUGUACUUAAUAUGUUUAAGACGAGAAGACUAUGAGUUAGAAUAAUGAGAUUGGCACUAAAUAUUUUUAUUGUAAAUGUUAAAAGCUAAUUGAAAAUUUAAAAUUGUAACAAUUGUUUGUUUGUAAGGCUUAGCGUUAUGAGGGUCGAGUACCAAAUGAUCAGAAUGAUAUACUUAAUAUAAAGUAGGUUCUUAUGUAGCACAAAGUUAAUUAAUUAUUGAUAAUUAAUUAAAAAAUAUAUAGUAUACUUAACAACAACAAUCGAAGAACCAACGAAUUAUAUUUUGUUCUUUAGUAUGUACUUAAUAUGUAUAAAAUUUUCUAGACUUGUGAAAUCUAGUUUUGGUUUAUAACGAGAUGUUGGCUUACAAGUAAGAAGAAUCACGGCCUAAAUGUACUGUCGUGUUCCCGAUCAAUUUAGUUUUAUGAGAGAACUUUUCCAUUGAAACUUAGUAGCAGGUUCGUAUCUAUAAUUAAGUAGGUAGGUACCCACAAAUAAUCAUUGAGUUACGACGGGUUGUCUUAACCAUAUUGGGCACCGGGGUGCCAAAAUCAGACGGUGCGGCGCCUAUUUUACCAACAAAAAGAGUAAACUUUGUUCCUAAGUCAAAUUUAAAUAAACUUUAUUCAAUUAGGCUUAAGUUAAGCGCUUUUGUGUCGUCACUAUACAUUUUUCUUUUUAAUUACUGAAUUUACCAUAUGUUCGGAAAAAGUAGAGCUCGUGAGAAGAACAUACAAGAAACUCAGCGGCCACUAUUUUCAAUCAAUCGAGUAUUAAUUAUUAGUAAUAUACAAAUUACUUUUAUUUGUUUCCAUUUGUUUAUUUAGUAGAUAUCUACUUACAGCUUUUCAAGGCCACAGUCUAGGCACAUUUUGAUACAUCAAAUUUUAUAGCUUAUAAGUGAGCAAACUUUUAGCUAAUAAUAAUAUAUAUAAUAAUAAAGUGUUAAAUAUACCUACAUAAUAAACAGACAUGAUAAAAAUGGAGUGGCCAGGCAUCAUAAAUCGUAAACCUUAUUCAUGUAAGUCUUAAUCUUAUUAUCCCGAAAAAGUAGGUAUAUCUAUAUAUAAUAGGUACCUACCUAAGUAUUAUUUUGCAAGCUUGGCGCAUUUUCUGUAAAGAAUUUAUUUGCAUAUAUAUCUUUAAUAUAAUAAUAAUAUUGACACACUUUUUACACAAAUUAUCUGGCCCAAAAUUAGGCAUAUACACAGCUGUGUUAUGGGUUGCAAGACAACGAUAUAUUUAACACAAUAUACUUACUUAAACAUACAUAAAUACAUAUAAACAUCCAUGACUCGCAAACAAACAUCCAUAUUCAUCAUAUAAAUGCUUGCACCUACCGGGAUUCGAACCCGGGACUAGCUUAGUAGAUAGGAUCGCUAACCACUCGGCUAUAAAGGUCGUCAAUGGAUGUUUAUUAUGUAGGCACUUUUUAAAAAUGAUUUAUGACCCUUAUCGGCCCGGCAUCCCUUGCACCCCCAGGUUAAGGCCGCCCAGUGUUACGAGAUCCUGUAAAGUAAACAUACAUACUUACAUUAGAUAAAGAGUAUCGAUAAAAGACCUCCAAGAAUUUAUAUUUCAAAUUGAUGAUUAAAUUACAUCAUAGUUCGGUACUUAAUAUAUUCUGUCACAGUCCCGAAUAUAUUUGAAACCGAUUGUAUGUUUCGUAAUAAUUGUUUUCGCCAUUUAUGUCGCAGAUAUGAUAACUAACAGUUGAUAGAUUAAAAUUUCUGUCGUUUUUGGCGUUGUGAUAAUUUGUUAAGUCUCAUCAUUGUACUUCAUAUUUCUAUAGAAUGUAAUUAUUGUAAUUCUACCGACGACGCCACCGUGCAUUAGCAUCGCAAUAUAAACACAAUUUCGAUGAAUAAAUAAUGUGUAAACCUUA